This is a messenger RNA of Tinamus guttatus (white-throated tinamou), 625 nucleotides long. Its product is annotated as GTP-binding protein Di-Ras2. The record is from RefSeq and is a predicted model, not a curated record. Gene Ontology annotation, biological process: signal transduction. Gene Ontology annotation, cellular component: membrane. NCBI's taxonomy places the organism in Eukaryota, Metazoa, Chordata, Aves, Tinamiformes, Tinamidae. Gene Ontology annotation, molecular function: GTP binding; GTPase activity.
CGGCACAGCAAGCAUGCCCGAGCCGAGCAACGAUUACCGGGUGGUCGUGUUUGGAGCGGCCGGGGUUGGCAAAAGCUCCUUGGUGCUUCGCUUUGUGAGGGGGACCUUCCGGGAGGCCUACGUGCCCACGGUGGAAGACACCUACCGGCAGGUGAUCAGCUGUGACAAGAGCGUCUGCACCCUCCAGAUCACCGACACGGCGGGAAGCCACCAGUUCCCGGCGAUGCAGAGGCUCUCCAUAUCCAAGGGACACGCCUUCAUCCUGGUGUACUCCGUCACCAGCAGGCAGUCCAUGGAAGAGCUCCAGCCCAUCUAUGAGCAGAUAUGCCAGAUUAAGGGGGAUAUCCGAAAAACCCCCAUAAUGCUGGUUGGUAACAAGAGCGAUGAGAGCCAGAGGGAGCUGGAUGCUGUUGAAGGGGAAGCCUUAGCCGGCAAGUGGAAGUGUUCCUUCAUGGAGACCUCGGCCAAAAUGAACUACAACGUCCAGGAGCUUUUCCAGGAGCUCCUGAACCUCGAGAAGAGAAGAACUGUCAGUCUGCAAGUGGAUGGAAAGAAAUCCAAGCAGCAGAAAAAGAAAGACAAACUCAGAGGGCAGUGCUCCGUAAUGUGAUGGGCUUUGAGCGGC